CCAGGUGAAGACUCGGCUUCACAGAUCCCACCUGGACAGAAAUGUUGGCGUCAGGUUAGAGGAGACUCAGCUUCAGAUUCAAAGAUGGUCGGUGUUUCUGGUUCAUGUCUCUGAAUGACUGAAGUCCAGAAGAUGGAUGAUUGUGUGAAGAAAGAGGAGGAGAGACCAGAGUCUCCAGGAUCCAUCUGUCUGUCUAUGAAGAGUGACCAGUCCAAAGAUGAACCUCUAAAGUUCAGUAAAGAACCUGGACCAUCAGACACAAAAGGUCGGUACCGCAGUCAGAGACCAGAGUCUCCAGGAUCCAGCUGUCUGUCUAUAAAGAGUGACUGGUCCAAAGAUCAACCUUCCACCUUCAGUAAAGAACCUGGACCCUCAGACACAAAAGGGAGGAAGAGGAGAGGAGUUGGUGUGGAGGAGCAACCGUCCUGCUGUCCUUUGUGUCAGGACGUCCUGAAGGAUCCAGUCUCCAGCAGCUGUGGACACUGGUUCUGCAGACGCUGCAAGAGCUCAUACUGGGACCAGUCUGCUCCACCAGGACCGUCCUCCUGUCCCCAGUGUGGAAAAAGAUCCAGAACCAGAGCUGGACUGCAGACAGCUGUACCAGCAGAUGCUGGUCUGCAGGAGGUCCUAGAUGAACACAAGACCAGUCUGAGGAGCAGAUGUGAACAUGUGACUGAAGGAACUGAUGAACCAGGAAGUAGAACCCCCCUCAACAGGAUCUACACGGAGCUCUUCAUCACAGAGGGACUGAGUGAAGAGGUUGAUACCCAACAUGAGGUGAGGCAGCUGGAGACAGCUUCCAGGAUGAAGAGCCUCCAUGAAGCUCCAAUCAGGUGCCAGGACAUCUUUAAAGCCUUACCUGACCAACGUGGAGCCAUCAGAGUGGUUCUGACCAACGGCGUUGCUGGCGCUGGUAAAACCUUCUCGGUUCAGAAGUUCUCUCUGGACUGGGCCGAGGGCUCGCAGAACCAAGAUGUCACCGUGGUGAUUCUGCUCUCGUUCAGGGAGCUGCACCUGAUCAGAGAUGAGCAGCUCAGUCUUCUCAGGCUGAUCCAGGUUUUCCAUCCAUCGUUCCAGAAGCUCACAGCAGAGCAGCUCGCUGCCGGGAAACCGUUGUUCAUCUUUGACGGCCUGGAUGAAAGCAGACGUUCCCUGGACUUCAACAACGGUCCGGUGGUGUCUGACGUCACACAGAGCUCAUCGGUCAACGUGCUGCUGACCAACCUCAUCCAGGGGAACCUGCUUCCCUCAGCUCUCAUCUGGAUCACUUCCAGACCUGCAGCAGCCAAUCAGAUCCCUCACAAACACGUGGACAGGGUGACAGAAGUACGAGGCUUCACCGACGGCCAGAAGGAGGAAUACUUCAGGAGGAGGUUCAGGGAUGAAGAGCGGUCCAGCAGCAUCGUCUCCCACAUGAAGACAUCCAGAACCCUCCACAUCAUGUGUAAACUCCCGGUCUUCUGCUGGAUCACUGCUACAGUUCUGGACCACAUGCUGACCACAGAGCAGAGAGGAGAGCUGCCCAAGACCCUGACUGACAUGUUCUCCCACUUCCUGCUGGUCCAGACGAAGAGGAAGAAGAACAAGUACCAGGAGGGACAUGAGACGAGUCCACAGGAGCUGACGGAGGCUGACAGGGACCUUCUUCUGAAGCUGGGGAGGCUGGCGUUUGAACAUCUGGAGAAAGGAAACAUCAUGUUCUACCAAGAAGACCUGGAGCAGUGUGGUCUUGAUGUCCCAGAGGCCUCGGUGUACUCAGGAGUUUGUACCCAGAUCUUCAGGAGAGAGUGUGAGGUCUUCCAGAAACCCGUCUACUGCUUUGUUCAUCUGAGCAUCCAGGAGUUCCUGGCUGCAGUCUACGUGCUCCACUGUUACUCCACCAGAAACACAGAUGUGCUGAAGAACUUCCUGGGAGGAAAAUACAGACACUCAUCUCUGGAUGACUUCCUGAAGAGAGUCAUGCAGAAAUCCCUGAAGAGUAAAAAUGGCCACCUGGACCUGUUUGUCCGCUUCCUUCAUGGUCUUUCUGUGGAGUCCAACCAGAGACUGUUAGGAGGUCUGCUGAACCAGACGGAGAACGAUCCAGAAACCAUCCAGAGAGUCAUCAACAACCUGAAGGAGAUGAACACUGACAGAAUCUCUCCUGACAGAAGCAUCAACAUCUUCCAGUGUCUGAUGGAGAUGAACGACCUCUCAGUUCAUCAGCAGAUCCAAGAGUUCCUGAAGUCAGAGAACAGAUCAGAGGAGAAACUCUCUGAUAUCCAGUGUUCAGCUCUGGCCUACAUGCUGCAGAUGUCGGAGGAGGUUCUGGAUGAGUUGGACCUGGACAAGUACAAGACAACAGAAGGGGGUCGACGGAGACUGAUUCCAGCUGUGAGGAACUGCAGAAAGGCUCGAUUUGUUGGUUGUGGACUCUCAGAGACUCACUAUGAAGUUGUUGCGUCCGCUCUGAAGUCCAACCCCUCCCAUCUGACAGAACUGGACCUGAGUCAGAACCGGAACCUGCAGGGUUCAAGAGUGAAGCUUCUGUCUGGUGGACUGGAGAGUCCAAACUGUAGACUGGAGACUCUGAGAUUGCAGGACUGCGGUCUGUCAAAGAUCAGCUGUUCUUCUCUGGUCUCGGCUCUGAAGUCCAACCCCUCCCAUCUAGAACAUCUGGACCUGAGUCUGAACAAGCUCCAGGAUUCAGGAGUGAAACAUCUGUGUGGUUUUCUGGAGAGUCCAGACUGCAGACUGGAGAAUCUGAGGUUGGAGGGCUGCGUGUUGUCAGAGAUCAGCUGUUCUUCUCUGGUCUCAGCUCUGAAGUCCAACCCCUCCCACCUGAAACAUCUGGACCUGAGCUGGAACCAGCUGCAGGAUUCAGGAGUGAAACAUCUGUGUGGUUUCCUGGAGAGUCCAGACUGCAGACUGGAGACUCUGAGCUUGCAGUGCUGCGGUCUGUCAGAGAUCAGCUGUUCUUCUCUGGUCUCAGCUCUGAAGUCCAACCCCUCCCAUCUGAAACAUCUGGACCUGAGAUUCAACUACAAGCUGCAUGCUGCAGAUGUGGAGCAGCUGUCUGGUCUGGUGGAGAGUCCAGACUACCAGCUGCAGACUCUCAGGUGGGAGCGCUGCAGUUUGUCAGAGAUCAGAUGUCGUCCUCUGGUCUCAGCUCUGGAGUCCAACCCGUCUGAUCUGGAACAUCUGGACCUGAGUGAGAAGGAGCUGCAGGAUUCAGAUGUGAAGCAGCUGUGUGUUCUUCUGGAGAGUCCAGACUGCAGACUGGAGACUCUGAGGUUGGAGACAUGCAGGAUGUCAGAGAUCAGCUGUUCUUCUCUGGUCUCAGCUCUGAAGUCCAACCCCUCCCAUCUGAAACAUCUGAAACAUCUGGACCUGAGUAACAACAACAACCUGCAGGAUUCAGGAGUGAAACAUCUGUGUGGUUUCCUGGAGAGUCCAGACUGCAGACUGGAGACUCUGAGGUUGGAGUGGUGUGGUCUGUCAAAGAUCAGCUGUUCUUCUCUGGUCUCAGUUCUGAAGUCCAACCCCUCCCAUCUGAAACAUCUGAAACAUCUGGACCUGAGUCACAACUACCUGCAUGAUUCAGGAGUGAAACAUCUGUGUGGUUUCCUGGAGAGUCCAGACUGCAGACUGGAGACUCUGAGGUUGGAGUGGUGCAGGUUGUCAGAGAUCAGCUGUUCUUCUCUGGUCUCAGCUCUGAAGUCCAACCCCUCCCAUCUGAAACAUCUGAAACAUCUGGACCUGAGCUGGAACCAGCUGCAGGAUUCAGGAGUGAAACAUCUGCGUGGUUUCCUGGAGAGUCCAGACUGCAGACUGGAGACUCUGAGCUUGCAGUGCUGUGGUCUGUCAGGGAUCAGCUGUUCUUCUCUGGUCUCAGCUCUGAAGUCCAACCCCUCCCAUCUGAAACAUCUGGACCUGAGUGAGAACAAGCUGCAGGCUGCAGAUGUGCAGCAGCUGUCUGGUCUGCUGCAGAGUCCACACUACCAGCUGCAGACUCUCAGAAUAAAACGGAGCUAAACAGACGAAGGUGGACCAGGUGGAAUCUUCUCAGAGGAGACGUCCUCCUAUAAUCUCUCAACACCAGCAAAGGUUGAAACAUGUGGCUCCACCAACCUCCGCCUCUCCUUCAUCAAACACCCUCGUCUGAUGUUCUACUCAUUUUUUGGGUUAAAUGAGGUUCAAAGCGACUCUUCAGAAAACCUCUGGGUGACGUCACAGAGGGUUUUAAGUUCUUCUAACUUAACUCGGUCUGUUGUUAGCACUCAGCGAGAUGUUUUUGUACAACUUUAAAAAAAUACAGGUCGUCAAAGGUUGUGCUUUAGAGAACAAGGUUUGUUUAGAAGAAAAAAAGAACGAGUCGGUGUCGUUGCUGUACAAGGAGAGGACAUUUAUUGAAGAAUUCCCAGCAUCACAGAUGUGUGUUAUCUGAGGUCGUCUCUUUCAGAUUUCAGUGAUUCAGACAAAGUGAAUUCAUCCACUCACAUGCAAGUCACACACCUGUGCACUCACCUGCUCCCCCAGACACACACAGGCCCACGGUCCAACAUACGUUCACAGUCUCGAUACGUACAAAAAUUGAUACAAAUACAAAUAAUACCACAAUAAAAACAUUGUAAUUAUUCUUUUUUUAAGAAAUUCUUACAGUUUAGCUAUGUUCUCUAUUCUGUAGAAAGACAACUAAGCUUUAAUAAGGGGACAAUUAUUUUU
Molecule: messenger RNA, 4704 nt
Organism: Cololabis saira (Pacific saury)
Lineage: Eukaryota; Metazoa; Chordata; Actinopteri; Beloniformes; Belonidae
Product: NACHT, LRR and PYD domains-containing protein 12-like
Exons: 15
Coding region: 115-4014 (1299 amino acids)
Molecular function (GO): protein binding
Source: RefSeq, a predicted model, not a curated record